Molecule: messenger RNA, 953 nt
Organism: Rosa chinensis
Lineage: Eukaryota; Viridiplantae; Streptophyta; Magnoliopsida; Rosales; Rosaceae
Exons: 6
Coding region: 162-710 (182 amino acids)
Source: RefSeq, a predicted model, not a curated record
UUAGAUCUCCUUCAUCCUUCUCGGUGCAUCCAUCAGCCCUCUCUCAACUCGCCGCUGCUGCUUUUCCUGCUCGGUCUAAAUUUUCAAGGGAAGCUCCUCCAGCUUCACUGGAGCAAUUACCUGCCGUCAAGUCCCAGGCAAUUGUUAUAACUUUGGGAGGCAUGGCAAUGACUCUUCGGUCUGUGCUUGGAACGCUGGGGAGUAUGAAUAGUAACAAGAGAGAUAUCCUGGUUAGGGCUUUUAAAGUUUGGAGCACAUCAUUCAACCCGAUGCACAAAUGUAAGGAUGCUUUGCUAACUACAACACCUGGUUCUGGAAAUUCUGUGUGGCUACAUUCCAUUCCCGAGAGUGUUGUAGAGAUUUCACUGCGCCGUCGUGGCCCUCGGUACCAUUCAUCUCCUCAGCCGUUCUAUCUUCCCAUGCAUCAUUCCCGGAUUAUAAAACUUGCCCAGCUAGCUCUGGAAAAAUUCAACGAGCGAAAGAAUGCCAAACUGCAACUUGUGAGAGUGGGGAGUGCUGAUUACCAGAGAGAUGCUGUGUUCACUAUCCACAAUAUAACAUUAGAAGCAGCUGAUUCCGGUGUUAUUAAAGUUUACAAAGCAAGACUUGUUAAGAUGACUUUUCGAAAUUCACCUAUGACACUUAAAUCAUUCGAUCUUGUUGUUGGCGCGGACUGUUUAGUUGAUCUUUUAUAUGGGACCAAGCUUUAGUAGAGUCCCGACAUUUGGCAAGAGAAGGAAGUUCGAGCCAAGAUAAACAAUGGGGGUAUUCACAAAGUUAGCCGGUGCACUAUUGGUUAUAUUUAUUUUUCGACUAUGACUUGUAGUAUGUCACUAUAUGAACAAAGAUGUUUCUAAUAUCUUGAGGAACAGUUGGGAUUAGGGGAUUGUGGAUCAUUAUCACUCUGCAAAGAUUAUAAUUUGAUCGACGCCAAAUGAUUUUUGCCUUUCUAA